GUACCCCCCUCAACAAAGUAAUUGAAGAAUAUUUGCCUUUGUGCAAUACCAACGCUUUACUUUCGCUCAACGAUUGAUGUAACCAAGGACAGCAAUUGACAAUUGAAAGGAAAAACGGCAACACCACAUGGGAGUUGACUUAGUUACUGCCCUGUAGUAGAUUGCACAAAAGAGGAAUUAAACCCCCCCAAGCCCAACGAAUACAUUCUAUCUGUGUUGACAAUUAUGACCAAUAAGGCUCUCGACCAUAUCAGUAAUGCGAAUAAUAGCGAACAUCAAAACAGAAUAUCGAGUCCAUUGAACACGGCGGCGGUUGUUACAUCAAAGCUGUCGUCAUCAUCAUCGACAACAACGGCAAAAGCAACAGCGACGCUGUCGAAUGCGAUUUCCUCAACUCAAAUCAAUAACCAUUACAACAAAAGCAACAACAGCAACAACAGCAACAGAAAUGCCGAUAGCAAAUCAUGUCCUGAAGGUGGCAACAAUAAAGUUAAUGACUAUCAUACGGAUAAGGCUGGGUGUCGACAAAAUCCUAUAAAAGCAUAUGCCCAUGGAAUAUGGUAUCAGGACUAUGACACAAUUGACAACAAUGUCCAACAGCAAAUACAAUUAAUGCAACUUCAACGUCAACGUUUCCAAAGCUCUAACAACACCAACAAUGACAACGAAAACGAAAACGAAAACAACAAGAAAGCCAAGAACAAUGUAAGAGCAACGAUGUCUUUGAGUAAUCUCGAUGAAAGUGGAAAUUUGUUCAACUCGGUCCAUGGCGACGAAGUGAUAACUGGUAAACAAAAGCAGCAGCAGCAGCAACAACAAGCAUCGUCUAUGGACAAAUGUUUGAACGAAAACAACAACCAUGGAAAUAACACACACACCAAUAACUGUGAUAUUGUUGUCAUCGAUAUCGAAGAUGAACAACUCUUUGAGGGAUCUAAUCCAGGGCAAUCAUUGGCACCAGCUCCCUUCCAUUUCUCAGGUCGUCCGGUCUUAAAACAACGUUCCAUUGAUAUAUCCCAUGGAAACAUGAGACAUCAAACUAUUUCAAAUAGAAACAGUCAACAUGAGAAUGUCAAGGAUUGCCUGGGCAAUAUUGACAUUGAUGGGGGCAGCAAUCAGCAGGACAACGAUGGUGAUCAUAAUGAUGAUGAUGAUGACGACGACGAUGAUUCAUUGGUCUCUUUGGAAACACUUUCAGACAAUGUCUCGAUUUGGAUUGAUGGAGAAAAGCAUUGGAUAGCCGGUGUCGAUGCACAAACGACAUGUUCGGAUCUCAUCUGGGCUCUAUUGCAUUAUCAAAAUGGACAAAGUGAUGGAAAGAGUGCGUCUGCUGCAGAUGACAAUGGGCGCGGAUAUACUUUGGAAACACCAAAUGACUCUAAGGAUAACCAAAUCAUCGAGAACAAUUGCGAAACCAGUAGGGCAAUGGAUUUUAACAACUGCCACAGCAAUACCAUGGCCAACUCUGGCCUUGCGAACAAUUUCAAUCAAUCAAUGCCAAAAAAUACCAAAGAAGAAAAUUGUAAAAUAAAGCAAAAUCCAGCUACAACCACAUCAACGGCGAGGACAGCGUCGUCAUGUCCGAAUGGUAGCAGAUUUCCGGCUACAGCUUUGCCAUUUCCACCUGGCAUUAGCAGCGCAGCGCAAUUGACAACCGAAUAUGUCAUCGUCAAACAGUAUCAUCAUUGCGAAGAGUAUCUGGAUGGGAGUACAAAAAUUUUUGAUGUUCUACCACCGCGAAAUAGUCAGCACAAGAAGGAGUGUGAAUUACUGCUACGGCGUUUGGGUCCAGCACCAGUGACCGCAUACGCCAACAAUAAUAACAGCAACAACAACAGCAGCAGUAAUACAGCCAACACGCCGCAGUUGUCUUCAUUAAUCUCCACGGACAAGGACAGCGGCAUGGGCAGUCCGGUGGGUAGUGCUCGAAGUGCCAAGUUUCGCCGCCGCAAACAUAAAUCAUCGCAGUGGUUGGCCCAGGCAAAUACAUUGCACCCGAAAUUGUCCCGCUGCACGGCCACGGCCAAUGAACGUCUUCUCAAGAUUAUAAUGGCCCAGGAUGAGACAAUUCAACGGCAAUUGUCAUUGUUACGCGAAAAGGAGCGUCAAAUUAACAAGAUUGAAGAGGAGAAACAUCGCAAACGUGAACGUGAGCUGGGUAAAAACUAUCUGCUGGAAACAUACCUUAAUGGCCUGGACGAGGCGGAAUGUCAGCCGCAACCACAGGAUGGAGAGGAAAUUUUUAUAGAUGAACCAUGCCAGCAGUUCUGUGAGACUACCACACACACAUCCACGAAGGACACAUUAACAAUGGAUAUACUGGAUAAUUUUAAGCCCAAAGAUAGUAAAAAGGACAAAAGGAAGAAACGAGCUAAAGAAAAAUCCUCGAAUAUUGAAACGAAGCUCUCAGCCAGUGGCAUGCAGCGGACAAAAGAUAAAUUUGAAAAGGUUGCAAGGCAACAUUACAACAACAAUACAACAAAUAUACCCGGAAGUAUAUUCGAGGAAGAGCAGGAUUUUAAAUUAAAUGGCGAAGACGUCGUCAGUCGCAAUCAGACGGAAAUUGAAUUGCAAAUAUUCUGGUUGGAGAAGGUUUACACGCUAAACAAACAACUGCAAAGGGAAGAAGAGUUGGCUGCAAAAUUACAUGCGAAGAUACGGAAGCAUCAGCUGAAGAAGGCCAAUCAAACGCAAAAGGAGGUACAAUUGGAAAUGGACAAAUUGGACAACAAUCUAGCUCUGCAAUGCGGCAAUAUAAGACGGGUGGAGGCCACAUUGAUGGAAACAAAUGAACAACUGCAAAAGAAACUGGCGAUAUUGGAGCGUUUGAGUUUGGAAUACUUGAGGCAGCAGCAAGGCGACGACGAACAAGAAGAAGCACUAACCGCACGGCAACAAAAUUUGGAAAAUGAAAAAAAUGCCAGUGGCUUGCAGCAGCAGCAUCAUCAUCAGCCAUUGUUGGAUACAUCAAAGGAAGCAACACAAAAAGUAUUGCUGAUAAAUAAUAUCAAGUCGGUGGAAGAAGUUGUGCAAUUGCAAAAAUUAAUAUCCAAACCAAAUUGCGAACAACAAAGGAUGAAAACAUCAAUUCCAUUAAGGCAUUCAAAUGCAGAACAAUUAGUUCAUGCGGCUCCACAAAUGAGUGGCGUCACAGCAUUAACGCAUCAUCAUCAUCAUCAUCAUCCGCAACAACAAACAAACGAGGAACGACAAUUAAAUCCGGAUUUUGUGGCCAAUAAUGAGGGACAAGUUGCUCCAUUAACAAAUGUGGCUAAGCCAUUACGUCCUCAGUCUACACACUGUUUACAACUUUUAGAGGAAUUAGAGGAGUUCACAGUACCCCCCAACGAAGGACAGGAACCAACAGCAGCGAGAUUCUACAAUACACCAGAUCCGACAAGGGCAAUGUCACCCGUCUGUGUGGCGAUAGAUAAAAACAUGUCGACAUCAUUACACGUUCAAAAUGCCAAAACCAUUAAGAAGCAAAUGUUUCAUUCGCACGCGGCGGCAACAACAGAUACCAAAGCAACAGAAGCAAUAUCACUUACAUCACCAGUACCGUUCUCAGCAGCAGGAACAGCAAUGCUAUUUGUAUUGCCAACAGCAUCAAUGCAGACCACUGGCAAAACAACGAAACUAACAAUGCCACCCCCACCACCACCGCCUAAGCCAACUGAAAUUAAUGCAUUCACAACUACAUCAACACCAACAGUGAAGACAAUACAGCAAUGCCAGAAUUUUAAUCAGCAUAUGGCCCACCUAACACGUCCUUCAUCACAUGUCGAUUUAACGCCAUGGCAGCAGCAUCAGGCGUUUUCAUCAGGACCUGCCAAAUUGGCAGCCGAAACUUCACCAACGAUUGUGCAGGCAACAAAGGUAGCGGUUGCAUUGCCUGCAUCCACUUCAUCUCCGGCAUCAUUGGUGGCUAUGAAUACCGUAGAUAUAAGUCAAUUAGGCACCUUGGUGUAAGAAUUUUGUUCAUUUGAAUAAUUUACACCGAAGAACUAAAGGGGCUGAUGCUAAAAUUGUUCAUUGUAUUUCGAAUGAUUCGUUGUUGCAGAAUUAAGUUGAAUGCAUUAUAAAGAGAAGCAAAAAAGCAGCAAAGUUCGGCGGGGCCAAACUUUUAAUACCUCCACCACUUUGAAAGAUCUUGAAAAUGUCAAAAAAACAUAACAACAUAUAACAACAUAAAUGAAAACCGCGAUAUGGGGGCUAUACGAAGACGUGAACCUGCAUAAGUAAUUUUUUGUCACAGGUUGCAGUACAAAUUACGAGCUUCAAACUUAAAAUACGUUAAAAUCAUCAAAUCAUCAUCGUGGACCUAUAUAGACAAUUCUCUUUCAGGAGGUGGAGUACUCAGAAGGAACUCCAUGGAUUUCAAAACAAUUCCAUUGAAAAAUUUGGCUACAAAUGCAAUAUCGUAGACCUAUAUAGACAAUUCUAUUCCAGGCGGUAAAGUACUUAGAACAAAACCCUUGUGUGGAUUUUCAGACAAUUCCCUCGAAAAAUGUGGCUAAAACCAUAAAAAUACCAAAUAUAGGGGGGUACCGUUAUAUGGAAGUUAUACGAUAUCGUGGACCGAUAUAGCCCAUCUUCAAACUUGACCUGCCUGCACACAAAAAAACCUGUUUUGUGCCAAAUUUUAACUUCUUCUCUUAAUUAGUUUCGACUCUAGUGUGAUUACAACAGACGGA
Molecule: messenger RNA, 4694 nt
Organism: Musca domestica (house fly)
Lineage: Eukaryota; Metazoa; Arthropoda; Insecta; Diptera; Muscidae
Exons: 4
Coding region: 226-3969 (1247 amino acids)
Source: RefSeq, a predicted model, not a curated record